Cyanistes caeruleus (blue tit) is the source of this 1001-nucleotide messenger RNA. It is a transcript of the gene TSEN15, whose product is annotated as tRNA splicing endonuclease subunit 15. Gene Ontology annotation, molecular function: nucleic acid binding. The record is from RefSeq and is a predicted model, not a curated record. NCBI's taxonomy places the organism in Eukaryota, Metazoa, Chordata, Aves, Passeriformes, Paridae. Gene Ontology annotation, biological process: tRNA splicing, via endonucleolytic cleavage and ligation.
UGAAGCCGCGUUGCACACAGGCAGGAGAGGAUGGAGCCCGUGGCUGGCCCGGGCUGGAGUGGCAUUUGCCCGGCUACGGGGGGUGAGGGGGGCACCGAUUCGGGUCAGGACUACUCCGCGGCCGGGAGAGCCCUGGGGGCACAGGGCAGCUGGUCGGGGGCGGCUGGCUGCAACUGGAUCACGAUUCACCCCACGUUCACAGAAAUGAUGUCACUUGAUGUAUCUGAUAGCACUCAAGUCUAUGCUGCAUUUUUGGUGUACCUGGACCUCUUAGAAGGGAGGAACUGGCAUGAGGUGCAGCCUGUGGGAGUGGAAGAGCUGCAGCUGGUGUGUUUGCAUGCCCGUGCCAAGGAGCAGGAGGCGCUCCAGGUGAUGGUGCCAGUGCCUGCACACAUCCUGAUCAGCCAUGAGAGACUCCUUCAGAACUUGCUCCUCAGUCAGACCAGGAAUCCAGAGAUUCCAGGGAUCAGUGUUGUCCUGAGCUCUGAACCGAAAAGUAACUGGUUAAGGGAAAUACUGAAGAAAGCCUCUCUCCCUGCAGAGGAUCCCGACACCCUGGUGUCAGUUACCUUGGCUAUAGUUGAGACAGACUCCACAAUAGUCUACUAUAAAAUGACUGAUGGCUUUGUAAUGCCAGAUCCUCCUGAUGAUACCGAAGAUGUGGAUAAUAAACAGUGGAGGAAGAAAAGAAAGAAACUUUUCAAAUGAUUGGGACAGAGAAAACAAAACAUUUCUUUAACUUCUGUGCUCAAGCCCAAACAAAUGUAGGAACUGAUCUGAAUAAGUGGUAUACUAAAGUCUGCCUUGGCAUAUCAAGGAUGCAUUCAGGGAGAACAGAGGCUUGUGCAACUGCACUGUGAUGAAAUGCCAUUUGAGGUAUGAAGUUGGUCAUGCUUUGACAUAGAUCAGUCCUGGCUAAUAAAUACACUUGGGAAGUGCUUACAAAGCGUGUGUUCCCUCUCUGUCUGAUCAGGUAUAUAACAGAAUAAACACAUCCUUAC